AAUCCCUCAACCGUGACCUGCACCUCAUCAAGCACUUAUCUCGUAACUACUGCCCCAUUUUCCCUCUGACCAGACGAGUCUGAGCCCAUCCUGACGAAUACCUGAAAGCUAACUGUAGCGACAACAGAUAUCCAAGAUGUCCGGAAUACCCAACUGGGUAGAGCAGGCGCAGCAUGCAAUUCUCGUGUCGCCGGACAGGAGCCCCAGAGAUCAAGACGCUCGUCCGAGACAUGCUAGCCGCCGCAGAUCCAGCCAGCAGCGACACAGAGGUAACACAUCAACAUCUCGACCACCCUCGCGACCACCCUCGCGACCACCCUCGCGACCCUCCUCCAGCUCUCCCCGGCCUCCCCCUCGCGCUGUUCGGCAGUACUCACGGGGAAAACCAGCCCCAUAUGCAUCCUUCGCCCCUCCCUCACAACCAGUCUUCAUUUCCAGGGAGUGGAAGUGUGCCAGGACCGCUGCCAUUCGCGUCAAAGAUGUGCCUCCUGGAGCUAAACUUCAGGUCCUCCACGAUCUCUUCUCUGAGUAUGGUCACAUCAGUUACAUUGAACUUGAUGAGGACCGUCCAGACAUUUCUGAUCGUGGCCGGAGGGCUCUGGUUCGUUUUGAACCACCUCCGCUCUCUACGGACUUCCUCUGUCGAGGCGUCUGCAAACUCAGAAUUGAACUUGUUGAUCACUGGCUGCCUCUCGAGACAGUAGAUCCAAAGCGCGAAGAUCGCAAGGAACGCACCAUCAAGACUCAACUCGGCAACACUUGCCCGCAAACCCUAUACGUCUUUUCUUCAACAUUGUCCUUCGGCGUCUUAGUCCAGCCUGCAGUAUUCAUGAGGAAACAAUCAGUUCAAACCCUUUCGUCGGACUCAUUGUUGAGACUUGAGUUUGACUUCAAGCGCAUGCGACUGGUGAUCAAAUUCUCCCUCCAUUAUCAACGCGAAUCUAGUGGGUUUCGCAGACAGAAUGAACACUACAAGCUCCACAUCAAGUUUGGAGUCAUCAAGGAGCUAUGCAGAACCAUGGUUGGUGAGGAGCAUCGUCAAGCUUUGGUCAUGACUCUCCGAGAUCCGCCCGUUGCGUACAGGAAGAAGGAUGUGUCGAAGACUUUUGGCGAGGAUCGGCUGACUUGGAGUGAGAACGACCUGUGGGAGAGAGUGGUUGAUAUCAGCCCUGGACUGGAUGUUAGCAGAAAUCCAGUAUCACUCGCCGAGAACCACCAGUACAUCGACCUGGGGCGGUGGCUUACUUACUGGAUUGAGCUGGAUCAACAAUCAACACGAGUCUGGGACCAAGUUCAACAGCAUUUGCUCGAUUGGAAUCUCAGGACUAAGUUGACUGUCUUUCCCGAGCCGCUUCCCAACAAAAAGCCAAAGGUAUGGGACCUUCUUGAUGAUCGAUACGGUCAUUCUAUCCAACAUGUCCCAUCACAGUUAUGGAACAACGACUUUUCUCUUUUGGCCGCACCGCCCCGUAUCUCCCUACCGUUUGACGUUCGGUACCAGCUUGAAGUCUGCAUAUCUCAAGGGAUUAUCAACGAACACAACAUUGACCGACCAUUCCUUGAGAAGUUGAUGGAGUUCUGUGAUAAUGGCAACAGCUUCGGCAAAGACCGUGCUCGCCUUAUCCUCGAAUAUGCUGCCGACCAGUAUGCUGGAAAGCGUAUCUUCGACCCGAUGGAACUCUUCAAGGACAAUGCAGCUUUGACUUAUUUUCCAACCAGUUUCAUGAUACCCAACCAUUGCGCUUGGGUUCGUAGGGUUACUAUCACUCCUACUCGUAUCUACUUCAGUACGCCCUGCGUCGAGCCCACGAACCGCGUCAUCCGUCAGUGGAAAUAUGCACAGGACUACUUUAUCCGCAUCCAAUUCACCGAUGAGGUUCUUGAGGGCCGUAUCAGGAGCGGCGAAGCGGAGCUUCCCCUGUUCUUGCGUGCGUACAGGGUGUUGGAGGAAGGGGUUGCCAUGGGCCCAUGGCAUUGGAAGUUCCUUGCCUUUGGCAACUCUCAGAUUCGAGAAGCCGGAGCCUUCAUGUUCUGUGAGCAGAGCGACUUGACAUGCGACAUGAUGCGAGCCUGGAUGGGCCGCUUUAGUCACAUCAAAGUCAUUGCCAAGUAUGCGGCCAGACUUGGGCAGUGCUUCUCGACUACACGUUUGGUGCCUGGCAUUCCGGCACCGAGGAUCGUCACCAUUCCUGACGUAGAAAAGGACGGGUUUUGCUUCACAGAUGGAGUAGGCAAGAUCUCCCCCCUGCUUGCGAAAAUCGUAGCGCAUGACUGGAGCAUUGAUCCGCCGCCGUCCGCCUACCAGUUCCGCAUGGGAGGUUGCAAGGGAGUCUUGGUAACCUGGCCCGAUGUGAAGGGUAUGGAGGUUCAUAUUCGGAAGUCGCAAGAGAAGUUUGUGGCCGAAUUCAAUGGCCUUGAGGUCAUCAGAUGUUCGCAGUUCUCAACUGCCACCCUGAACCGACAGAUCAUUGCAGUUCUCUCGGCUCUUGGUGUUCCCGAUCAAGUCUUCGCAGACAUGAUGGAACGGCAACUUUCUGACUUCAACGCGGCGAUGGAGGACAAACAAAAGGCGACAUCAAUUCUAAGGACGUUCAUUGACGAAAACCAUAUGACGCCCAUCAUUGCAGAAAUGCUUGCGUACGGUUUCAUGGAGUCCCAGGAGCCUUUUGUUCGCACUCUACUUCAGCUGUGGCGAUCAUGGUCGAUCAAGACGUUGAAGGAGAAAGCGCGACUCAAUGUCGAAAAGAGUGCGUUCGUGCUCGGCUGUGUUGAUGAGACUGGCACCCUGAAAGGGCAUAUGAAGGUCAUCGAAGACUGGAAAGACGUGCCCAACGAGAAGCUUCCACAAAUCUUCCUACAGAUUCCCGAUGAUAUCAAUGGUGGCUACAAAGUCAUUACUGGAACCUGCGUCGUUGGAAGAAAUCCAUCCCUCCACCCUGGUGAUAUCCGAGUCGUGGAGGCAGUUGAUGUUCCUGCUUUGCGGCAUCUUAGGGACGUGGUGGUGUUCCCCUUGACUGGGGACAGAGACGUGCCCAGCAUGUGCUCUGGCGGAGACCUUGAUGGUGAUGACUUCUUUGUUAUUUGGGACCCUCUGCUUAUCCCGAAGGAACGCUCCCAUCCACCGAUGAUCAAUGAGCCUGUUAUGGGCAAGGAGUUGGCGACCGAACCGACCGUCAACAAUUUGAUUACCUUCUUUGUGUUGUACAUGAAGUACAACAAUUUGCCGUUGAUCGCUCAUGCCCAUCUGGCGACAGCAGAUGCGGAGAUGGAGGGAGUAAAGAGUCCCAAAUGUCUUGAGCUCGCUACCCUUCACUCCAUGGCUGUUGACUACGUGAAGACUGGUGUUGCUGCCGAGUUUCCAAGACGGCUGGACCCCAAGACCUGGCCUCAUUUCAUGGAGAAAAACAGAAACACUUAUCACUCCGCAACAGCUCUCGGAAAGCUCUACGAUAUGGUCAAACGGGAAACAUUCGACAUGAAAGAGAACUACGAGCUGCCGUUCGAUAACCGCAUUCUCAAGCAUACAAAGUGCCGCGCUCUUAGGGAUGAGACGCUGACCAAAGCCCGUCGCAUCAAAUCUCAGUACGACACCGCUAUGCGCCGCGUGAUGUGCCAGCUCGAGAUUGCGACCGAGUUCGAAGUCUGGACGGCCUUCGUCAUGUCCAAGCCCCGCGUGGGCUCAGACUACAAACUCCAAGACAACGUCGGUCGCGAGUCUUCUGCCCUCAAACAACAUUUCAAGGAUGCGUGCAAGAAAGAGGCUGGCGGUGAUCUCCUUUCCUUCGUGUCGGCCAUGUACAGAGUCACUUAUGAAGAAGUCCGCAUUGCACUUUUUGAAGCCAAGCAGCCACACGUUAGACCUGACGGCAGUCUCGGAACCAGAAAAAUAACACCAAAGACCAUGCCACUUGUUAGCUUUCCCUGGCUAUUUUGGGACAAGCUCGGUGAGCUUGCCAGGACAGGCGCCAUAUUGCAAAGGAGACUUGACGAUGGAAGUGAGGAUAUGGACCUUUUGAGCGACGUCCAGCUCGUUUCCCAGAAGCGCAGAGGCAGGCACAAUGCAAGUGGUAGCAGUGACUUUAUGGAUGAGCAUGGCGAUCCCCUUUCUUAUACACGCACAAGCGAUGGCAACGUCAUUCACUAUGGCCAGAUCUUGAACCUUUUCAGUCAUGACGACGAGGAUGGUGAUGAGAGGGAUAACGCCCGAGACAGAAACAGCUCCAGCGAGGAAUCUACUCCUGGGUCUAACUCGACAAAGUCCGCCCCCAACCUUAGCCCGGUCGCUGAGGAGGACCUUCUCACUUUCGAAUCCCCUCCAGCUAGUCCUGUCGUCACUCCUCUGUCUCCAGAAGUUGAUCUCCUAGGCCCGACGCCUACGCUCACUAAGGCCGAGCUUGCCAUCGGUCUCUCCGGUCCUGUUGCCACCACCUAUACUCCUCCGCCCAUGGAUGGGGAGACGGUAAUCCGCGGUGGUCACUCCAACCACACCAGUCACCUCAGUGCUUCGUCUUCCUCGCUUGAGCCUCAGCCUAUGGCUAAGGAAACAACUUUGGAGAACAGGGAUCUCCUACUGGAUAUUCACUCUGCUUCUCCCCCUAGGGCGGCUGGCGCUGGAUCUGCCACGGCCUCUGGAAGCGGUGUUCCUGUCAAGGGAAAACCUCCUAUUUUGGUCGAGCAGGUGAUGAGAAUGGGCCACAGGAUUCCAACUCUUCCUCUUGACACGAUCCAUCCUCUUGACACGAUCCAUCCUCUUGACACGAUUGCGAUCCCGAAUGUGGUUGGGGUUUCGCAGUUCGAGAGUCCGCUCACUGGUACCGUUACGGCUUCUGCUAUUGAUGAUCCGUUUAUUUCACCUUCUCCUGCUGUUGCUGCUCCGGCUACAGGUGGUGGUGGUGGUGGUGGUGGUGGUGGCGGUUACGUUGGUGGUACCUGCGGUGCUGGUCCCGUCAACAAGGGGCUGAUUAAGGGCUUAGAUGGGGGGAUGAAGAAGGAGGAAGAUAACGAGGAAAGCGAUGAAGAGGUUGAGGAGGUUGAUCUGGAGGUGGAUUAGGAUCCGCUUUCACUGCGGCUUGCACAGAUGGCGGCACUUUAAUCUCGUUGAUGUCAUCGGUACCACAUUGGUGUUCAGUG
Molecule: messenger RNA, 5130 nt
Organism: Neurospora tetraspora
Lineage: Eukaryota; Fungi; Ascomycota; Sordariomycetes; Sordariales; Sordariaceae
Product: RNA dependent RNA polymerase-domain-containing protein
Exons: 2
Coding region: 137-5050 (1637 amino acids)
Biological process (GO): siRNA processing
Cellular component (GO): nuclear RNA-directed RNA polymerase complex
Molecular function (GO): nucleic acid binding; RNA-directed RNA polymerase activity
Source: RefSeq, a predicted model, not a curated record